Molecule: messenger RNA, 1333 nt
Organism: Odocoileus virginianus texanus
Lineage: Eukaryota; Metazoa; Chordata; Mammalia; Artiodactyla; Cervidae
Source: RefSeq, a predicted model, not a curated record
CAGAAGGUGUGUGUGGCUUAUUGCAGAGACACACAGAAGGCAGUUGCAUCUGCAGAGCUGAGAACAACUGGAUCUUGUUCACACUCAGGCAGAGGAAGACUCCUAGGGUGAGGUCACACCUCCUUCCAGCCUGACGGAAACAAGGAGCUGACGUGAGAUCUCUGAGACCCUGCUGCUGCCAUCAUGAGCUCAGAAAACCUCGGAGACCGCUUAGAUAUUGAGAUCUUCUUUGAGGAUGUCGCUGAGUGUCUCUGGGACAUACUCAGCAGAGAGGAACUGCUUCUCCUGCUGACUGAAUUCCUGAGGAAAAUUGAGGCGCAGUCUGGUUUGUCCAGGGAAGACAUGAAUGCACUACACGAAUAUCUGAAUGAAUUGAAAAGAGACUUGGCUGAGAAGGACCAGGAAAUGCUCCCAAAAGAGCAGCUGGACAGGAGGAGGUUUCUGAAGAAGUUUCCUCGGGUGACGCAGCAGCUGGUGGAUCUCAUAAGCAAGCUCCGGGAGCUUGCAGACAAUGUAGACAAAGUCCACAGGGACUGUACCAUCUCCAAUGUGGUGACCCACAGCACUGGCGCUUUAUCUGGCGUUCUGACCAUCCUUGGCCUGGCUCUGGCACCCGUGACAGCCGGGGCCAGUAUGGCACUCUCAGUCACUGGGAUAGGGCUGGGAGCAGCGAGUGCUGUGACCGCUAUGUCCACCAGCAUCGUGGAACAUGUAAGUAGGUCAUAAGCAGAAAACAAAGCCAGUCAAUUGAUGUCAAUUGCUGUCAAGAAAUGGAAGGUGCUCCUAGAGGUACUCAAGAGCAACCCCCACGUUGUUGUCACAACAGAGAAAUUGGCAAAAGCUGAGAAACACCUUGAAAGAAAUAUCCAUGCCAUGGAGACAGGCGAAGCCAACCCUGACUCUGCAGCCAAUGCAAACAUCCUCGUGAGCCCUGGGAGAAUCUCAGCCCCAGCCAUCCAGCAGGUAGAGGCAGCUUUCAAAGGCACGGCUUCGGCAGUUACCAAAGGAGCCCGGAUCGUGGGUGCGGCCACUGCAGGCGUCUUCCUCCUGGUGGAUGUGGGCUUCCUGGUGAAGGAGUCAAUGCACCUGCAUGACGGUGCAAAGACGGCAUCAGCUGAAAACCUGCGGCAGCGGGCCGGGGAGCUGGAGCGGAAGCUGGAGGAGCUCACCCAGAUCUAUAAGCAUCUGCAAGAGGACCCAACUCCACCGCCCCCAGAGCACUGAGGGUCCAGAGACACAUUCCGGGUCAAGGUGCAGAAGCACCUUGUUAGGGGAAAAAGGAGAGUGAGACAAAAUUGUUGGAGCUGAAGGUUAGGAAAUUGGCAUUUCUGCA